Fusarium pseudograminearum CS3096 is the source of this 312-nucleotide messenger RNA. RefSeq lists its product as uncharacterized. NCBI's taxonomy places the organism in Eukaryota, Fungi, Ascomycota, Sordariomycetes, Hypocreales, Nectriaceae. The transcript has 2 exons. The coding region runs from base 1 to 312 and encodes 103 amino acids. The record is from RefSeq and is a predicted model, not a curated record.
AUGCGCUCUGUUGUAACGGCUGAUGCCGAGAUUGGGGCAGGCAACUGGAUAAUGAAUCAACUGGUAGCAAUUGAUGUCCCGCUGUGGGAAUUGAAUCAGAAAUUAGCCUUGCCUUAUCCCAAUCACGGCAAUCCUCACGAUAGUCUCGACAAUGGCCUCACUGCUUUGUGGACCCAGUCUGCAGAGAACGUCAUGCAGAUCCACGCCAAGGUUGAACCUUGCUUUCAGUAUACGAUUAUCUACAACAAAAAGAUCGAUCAGAGCCAGGUCGAGAAAAGAUUCACCGCCUUAUGCAAAGAGGAUGUCCGCUAG